This is a messenger RNA of Alternaria atra, 2472 nucleotides long. RefSeq lists its product as uncharacterized. The transcript is spliced from 10 exons. NCBI's taxonomy places the organism in Eukaryota, Fungi, Ascomycota, Dothideomycetes, Pleosporales, Pleosporaceae. Bases 1 to 2472 code for a protein of 823 amino acids. The record is from RefSeq and is a predicted model, not a curated record.
AUGCUCGAUUCAAUCAGCAAAGGCGAACUGGUGCCAGGAAAAUUGCCCACAUUCUCUGAUAAGAAUCUGGCAGCUUUGUCUGGCAGUUAUGCUACUAAUGCGGGCUCUAAAGCUUACCUUGAGCCUGGAGAUUUGGACGGGACCCAAUGGGACGCUGUGUUCAAGAACAACCGCAUUCUAACUGGAUACUAUUACCAGUGGUCAGGUGCUAACGACGCGAAGCCUAUACUUGUGAAGGCCAGAAAGCCAGCUUUCAACUUGCGUGGCGCUGCCCCAGUUGGUGUACCCAGUACCGGUGGUUCUGAUAGCACCCAAGUCAAAGUUCCCGCCAUUCCACCUUUUUACAUCGAUGACGACGCAACAGUUAGCAUUGUUGAGAUUAGAACCCAGUUUCAGCACACGCUUAUAAAAGAAGGCUUCGAUUCUGUUGCCGUUGGCGGAAGCCUCGGGGGUGGUGCCGCUUCUAUUCCAGCCACUAUCACAGCAUCAUUCGAGAAGGAGCAUUCCACUGUGAGCUCAACAUCAACUAGUAUGAGCGUGGAUUCUUUGGUUGCCACAUACAACUUUCCUCGUGUUGUCGUGGAACUUGACCCUGAAUGUCUAGUACUAACGGAUGAGUGCCGAGCGGAUGCGAUGCACAUUACGGAUGACGCUUCACAAGCACGAUUCUUCCGUACCUACGGCAAGAUAUUCGUAACCAAGUUUACGCUUGGUGGCUAUUUACAUAGCACUCGCAAUAUCUCUUCCAAAGAGCAGUCAUCGCUGGAGCAGGUCAAAGAUCGAACCCGCAUAGCUGCAGGUUUGAGUAUUCAAACACCAAAAGCCAGCGGUGGAAUCAACGUCGCCAAGGUUGAGUCGACAGGUACUGAAACUGGUGUAGCAUCGCUUCUCCAGGACGCGCAUUUGACUUGGAAUGCUCGUGGAGGAGAUACAUUACUUUGCUCGAAUCCACCAGCCUGGGCCAAUACGGUUAAGGAUUACAAGCUGUGGCGACUCAUGAAUCAACACAGGCUUGUAACUCUGGAUGGUCUCAUAAAGGACGUCGAUGUUGUGGCCUGGCGAAAGAUCGAUCAGCCAUCUAUCGCGCUACCACCAUCUGGAGACAUCCUGAAGGACCACGAGCAGAUACGAGUUACCUUGUUAGAAGCAUUGAUUGACCCUGACAACAACUCCAUGGCACAGGCCAUAGAGAACUACUAUUGGAAGAACAAAUAUGAUCAGGGAACAAAUAUCGACAAGUACGAUACCUGGAUGAGAUCCAACUUUCCUGCAGAUAAGGAUUCACUCAUCAAAGCUGGUACUGGGUAUGGGUCUCUCAGUAAUGACCAGAAGAUAUUCCGAAGCGAACGCGUGAUUAAAAACCAUUGGCGGGACGCCUACAGCUGGUCACCAGCAGAGAAGGGAGGACGCCUAAGUGGAGUAGAGCAGAAGAAGAUACAGGACCGCGUUAACAAGAAUUGCAAGAACAUCCAUUGCCAGCGGUUGUUGGUCCAGGGCCAGGGCUCGCAGUAUUUCGAGGUCCACCAGCCCGGCGAUAGUAGCCCAGACGUCGUGCCCGUUAACGGCGACGCAGCGUGGGCGCAGGUGGGCGAGGAGAUGGCCAGGGCGUGGGCCAACAUCGAGACCCGGGCGCAGAACACCAUCCAGGAGGGCGAGCGAGACGAGGUGAACCCGUGGCUGGAGCGGACGCAGUGGCUGCCGUAUUUGGUCGGCAUGGAGCGGCCGGAGUUGAUGGCGUGCAUCGAAGAGCCCGUGGCCGAGCUCGAACCCAGAGGCAGGCAUGGAGACGAGCAGCGGGCCGAGCCCUCAAGUAUCGACGAGAUGGAGGCAGCCCAAGACACAGCCGCCAACGCCAUCGUCGAGCCGACGAAGUUGUCGAGACUCCAGAAAGCGUGUUUAGCGUUUUGCAUCGCGUUGUUAAACCAGUCCAUUACGCGCAAGGAGUACGACAGCCCGUUAGUGUGCGCGUUGGCCGUGUUGGGCGUCAAGGAGGACGGGUGGAAGGGCGCCGAGCAGUAUCCGCCCGUUUUGUCGGCCGUGAUCAAAGUCGCCCGAUUUAUGGUGGUGCAGCAGGCGUUAGAGUUGUCGGGGCCGUUAGACGAGGACGAGUUGGACGACAGCGCGUACGAGAGCGACAGCAGCGGGCCGCGCCAACGCCAGCCCAAGGGGUGUUUGCAGUUUGUGCAGGAGAUGAUGGACCGGUUCAUGGUGCGAGGCAGCCACGGACCCAUGCAGUGGAUGUUAGAUUUACGGACGUACGGGUUGAAGAUCCAUUACAACACCACGUCGCGCGGGCAUGUUGAGUGGACGGGCGGCGAUGAGUUGUUGUACAAGGGGUUGCAGUUCAACAUGGCGCAGUUCCGCGGCAUGGUGCACGGGUUAGUGACCGAAAGCCGGCGGUUGUUAAUGGAGGAGUUGAUGUUUAGCAGCAGCAAGGCUAACCUAGGGCGCCCGUCGUACCCAGUCAUUUGA